Molecule: messenger RNA, 3384 nt
Organism: Hydatigera taeniaeformis
Lineage: Eukaryota; Metazoa; Platyhelminthes; Cestoda; Cyclophyllidea; Taeniidae
Source: the annotation of a GenBank genome assembly
AUGGAGCGUUUAUUAAGAUUUGGCGCAGACGGGCUUGCCUUUGGUCAGCCUGCUUCCCAGCCAACUGAUGGACCUGUUCCCGAUACUGCUGAGCAGGUCUAUAUAAGCUCACUUGCUCUGCUGAAGAUGCUCAAACAUGGUCGCGCCGGCGUCCCAAUGGAAGUAAUGGGCUUGAUGCUUGGGGAAUUCGUUGAUGACUACACAGUCACCGUCGUAGACGUGUUUGCCAUGCCACAAUCUGGUACCGGAGUUAGUGUUGAAGCUGUUGAUCCAGUCUUUCAGGCGAAAAUGAUCGAUAUGCUCAAGCAGACUGGGAGGCCUGAAAUGGUGGUCGGGUGGUACCAUUCUCAUCCUGGUUUCGGGUGUUGGCUUUCUGGUGUUGAUAUGAACACGCAACAGAGUUUUGAGGCUCUCUCCGAUCGCGCUGUUGCUGUGGUCGUAGAUCCGAUUCAAAGUGUCAAAGGAAAGGUUGUAAUUGAUGCCUUCAGACUAAUCAAUCCGAAUAUGGUUAUUGCCAACCAAGAACCCAGGCAAACGACUUCAAAUCUUGGACAUCUUAACAAGCCAUCAAUUCAGGCCCUUAUCCAUGGUCUAAAUCGUCACUACUACUCACUCCCUAUUAAUUACAGGAAGAAUAAAAGGGAACAAACGAUGCUAAUGAAUUUAGACAAGCGCACUUGGCAAGAGGGUUUAACUCUAGAGGACUACUCAACUCAUUGCAAUGCUAACCAUAAGACUCUCCUGCAGGUGCUUGAUCUCGUGAAAACUUACAACAAAUCCCUUGAAGACGAGGAAAAGAUGACUCCAGAACAGCUGGCUAUCAAAAAUGUUGGAAAAAUGGAUCCUAAACGGCAUCUUGAAGAGAACGUGGACGAACUUGUUGCCAGCGUUAUUAUGAAAAGACAAUUAACGGAAGCGGAGCGUCAACGGAUUGAAAAAAAUAGACAAGAAGCUCUCAUACGUCGGCAACGUGCCAUGGAAUUUCAAAAAAAGAAUGCGAAUGUGCGCUCGCAAGCGAGCAGUGGGGGUACAGAUCAAAUUCAAGGGAAUGUAUUGGUAGCAGCAGAUCGCGGGCGGUUGGAACGGAAUCGGCAGGAUGCCCUUAAUCGUCGACAGUUCUCAUCUAGCGUUUUGGGGACCAAUCGAGGUUUGUCUCAACAGGCAAGUGUUGCCAUCUCCAACCGGUGUCAAAAGAAUGUGCAAAGGACUACGUCAGCCUCUUCGGGCCUCCUCUCUCAAAUCCUGCGAGGUAGUGCGCCUAAAACCACCAACGUCAAUACUAACCCCGUGGUACAAAAGCGACCUGAAUCCACACUCUCAGCACCUUCAGCGAUCGAAGGCAAUGGCGUACGACUAUCGAAGAUGCCUCUGCUCAGGGGAAAGUCAAAAGUUCGUGCUGUUUGCGUUCUCGUCAGUAGGGAGGAGUUUGAGGUGCAGACAAGGUACCACGCAGGCCUCGUUUUGGUUUUCAAAAGCAUGCCAACUCGUAUUUACGUGCGUAAGGCCUCCACUAUCGACGAUGUCCAACUUGAAGGUCUCUCUAGUGCAGUUGUAACGACAUUCAAAGAAAAGAUUGAUUCAGAAGGAUCAACUCCGGUACAAAAGGAAAUAUGUCUGGAAGAUUGGAUACCUCGACAUCUCAUUGAUUCUCUGAUGGACUUUCAAAGAGAGGGCGUGAAAUUUGCUUUGAGGCACGAGGGUCGCGUCCUCCUCGCCGACGACAUGGGCUUGGGGAAGACAGUGCAGGCACUUGCUAUAGCCGCGGCCUAUCGAUCUGAAUGGCCCCUUCUUGUCGUGACGCCCUUGUCACUGCGUUGCGCUUGGCGCGAAGCUGCUUUGCGCUGGCUUGGUUCCUCUCCACUCAGUCUCUCUCGUGACAAUAUUCAUGUCGUCGCCUCACUUAAUGAUGCCCUUGACUCCAUGGGCUGUCAACAACAGCGUAAACCGGUAACCAUCGUUACCUAUGAUCUACUCUCUCGCUACGCCGAGAAGUUGGGUCGAACGGUUUCGUCGUUCAAGGUAGUCAUCAUGGACGAAUCGCACAACCUGAAGAACAUCAAGACAUCUCGCACCAAAUCGGCACUCCCAAUACUUCAGGCUGCCAAACGGGCUAUUCUGCUGACGGGCACACCUGCCCUCUCUCGCCCCUUGGAGCUUUACCCGCAAAUUACUGGCAUCCGACCCAACUUCUUUUGUGGUGGCUUUCACGAAUUUGGUCUCCGUUACUGUGGUGCUAAGGAAAAGGUCUGGGGUUGGGACUACUCGGGUUGUUCUAACCUGCGAGAACUCCAAAUCCUUCUCCGGGAAACCAUCAUGAUACGCCGUGUGAAAAGCGAAGUCUUGGGCCAAUUGCCUCCCAAGUUACGCCAAGUCAUGAUCCUUGACCCAGAUCUGGUAAAUGAGUCUCCAGGUGGGAAGAGUAAGCACCUGGAAAAUUUGGCCUCACUGGAUUUGCAUGGGAUAGAAAAGCACGGGGAAAUGUUACGCCUUUUCAUGCAGACCUGCCAAGCCAAGAUUCCGGCCGUGUGCCAGUACAUUACAGACUUGCUUGAGGAGGAUAGAAAAUUCAUUCUCUAUGCACACCAUCAGGAGAUGCUUGACGCCAUGUCUCGAUCAAUAGAGUCAAAGCAAGUUGAGUACAUACGCAUCGAUGGCAAGACGCCGCCUGAGCAGCGUCGUGCUCUCUGCGAUCGCUUUCAAAACGAAUCUGACUGUCGAGUGGCCCUCCUCUCAAUCACAGCAGCGAGCACCGGUUUAAAUUUGACCGCUGCAAAUCUGGUGGUAUUUGCAGAGCUCUUUUGGAACCCAGGAGUACUGGUCCAGGCUGAGGAUCGAGCGCAUCGUAUUGGACAGCAGGACUCCGUGAACAUCCACUACCUCUUAGCCAGUGGUACCGUUGACGACCAGCUCUGGUCUCUUGUGAAGAAUAAGUUGGAUGUUUUGGGUCAGGUGGGAUUGAAUCAGGAAUCCUUUGACAAUGUUGAUCUCAGUCGGGCUAAGCUUUUAUCGAAGCAGCCCACAGCGUCCAAUAUGGCUCCGAAAAUUGACCACUUUUUUACCCCUGCGAACGACUCAACGACAACCUCAGAGUCGAUGAAUGAGAAUUUGCAGCCAGCUGCAACACCCCAGGAGGAUGAAAUGGCUUGUAAGGAGGAAUCAUCAAGUACUCGCAAGAAACCCCGUAUUUCAAUUCUAUUUCCGCCUGUUUCAUCACCAAUCUCCAGCGCUGAUGAAGGGGCUGGCAGGGGAAGUGUUCGUAAGAUUCUUGUUCCAGAUUCACCUCCUCCACCCUUGGAAAACACGGAGUCCCUUGAAGAUGACGCGGAUGAACUUCUAGGUGAUGUCCUAGAAGCGGCUGUCUUAAACGAUUCCUUAGAGUCGUGA